Molecule: messenger RNA, 3734 nt
Organism: Rubroshorea leprosula
Lineage: Eukaryota; Viridiplantae; Streptophyta; Magnoliopsida; Malvales; Dipterocarpaceae
Source: the annotation of a GenBank genome assembly
GAUUGAAACCAACCCUAAGCUCCUUUUAUCUCUGCUCUAAAGGUAGCCCUGAUUAUUGCUGACUUAAGCAUCAGAGUGUUUACCCCGAGUUCAGCCUCGAGGCUUUGCAGGUUAAUCCAGAGUGCGGACGCGGACUGAGGAAGGACUUCUGGUUUGGUGCAAUUACAUUUGGCGCCGUCUGUGGGAAAUCGAACUGAAAGCUCCCUUGUUGCUCUCAUCAUGGUUAACACUCGAUUAGUUCGUGUUGGAAACUCAUCUCAGCCUCUUGGAUGAGGUCAGGUCCCUAGCAACCUUCCACCUCACCUCCCACCUCCGAUCCCAACUACGUUCCUUCUUGGUGAUCAUGCAGAAGGAGGAGAUGAAAACCAACCACAUAACUCAACUCACAACUUAGCUUCUGCUGCCAAAUAAGACGUAGUUGUAGCUCAGCUUGUUGCCAUGCAACAACAGUUUGGUGUCUUUCAGCUAGUACUGGCUCAGCUCUUAGCCCGGAACAACCCUGGUGAUCCCCUCAUCAAUUUACUUAACCCUACUCCACAACCCCCACCUCCACAACAAAACCCUGAACCAGUUCAGCAUGCUUCUGCUCUUAGUGAAUCUCAGGGUCAGUCUCACAUAGCACCAGCUCAACAACCCCUCCCUAAUGAUGUCACUCAACGUAAUGCUCGAACCUGGUAUUACAGUCUGCCCCCGAGGUUAAUCAGCUUUUAUACAGAAAUGACAUCUACUUUUGCCACAAAGUUUUCCAGUAGAAGGUUGAUUAGGAAAACUACUUCUGAGUUGAUGCGAGUUAAACAGAGGGAUGGAGAAUCUUUGAAGAAUUUUAUGAGCAGAUUCAAUGAUGCGGUACUGGAAGUUAGCUCCUUCGACCAGGCUGUAGGAAUUGCAGCUAACCCAAUUCCCCCUAAGAACCAAAACCUAGACUGGAGGGAGGAGAAUUCGAGUAGGAAACGGAUGCGGCCAGAACAAAACCGAGGUCCGAUGUCGACCUCCACACCAAGAUUCGGAAGGCCGAACUUAGCACCCCCACAACAGUCUACAGGUAAACCCCCAGUUGCUUGGACCCCUUUUAACUUGCCAAUGUCACAGAUUUUCAUGCAGAUUAAGAACAAGAUGGAUUUAAGGCGUCCGGGUCCAAUGAGAACUGCUGCUGCUAGCCGAGACCAUACUAUAUAUUGUGAUUUUCAUCAAGAUCACGGUCAUACAACAGAGCAGUGCAACAGCCUGAGAGAACAGGGGAUACAGCCCCAAGGAGUAGGGCAUCAACAAGGAAUCCGUAAUCCACCAAACAGACAAGGAGUAGGGCAUCCACAAGCCCAACCUCCACUUCCACCACUAGCUAGAAUUAUACACAUGAUUACAGGAGGAUUGGAAGCCGGGGGGAUGAGCUCCAAGCAAAGGAAGUUAUAUGUCAGAGAGGUCAAGCACCAGAACCGAGCUCAGAAAAGGAAAUUUGAUGAUGCUGACUGGAAAGAUCAACCGAUCACUUUUGCAAUUGCUGAUUUUGAAGGGGUGAUGCCUUCCUCUUUCAACGUUGUCAUUAACCGACCCACAUUAACGGAGAUCCAAGCUGUGAUCUCUCAAUCUCAUCUCUGCAUGAAGUUUCUAACCCCCAUAGGAAUUGCAACACUCAGAGGUAACCAGGAAGUGGCCAGACACUGCUAUCUCACUUCGGUUACAAGACCACAGAAAAACAAGGAUCAACCAGUAGAGAACCCGCCAUCGGAACCCAUGAUAAUCGACAAAGAUGUUUUUGCAUGGACCUCAGCAGACAUGCCGAGAAUUCCCACCUCGGUAUCGCAACACAAACUCAACACUAAUCCACUCAAGAAACUAGUGGCUCAGAAGCGACGCCUCUUUUGGGGGGAGGGGUUAAAGGUCAUCAAAGAAGAAGUUGAAAAGCUCUUACAAGCUGGCUUCGUCAGACGGGUCGAUUACUGUGAAUGGAUCACCAAUCUUGUGUUGGUGAAGAAGGCGAAUGGCAAAUGGCGGAUGUGUAUCGAUUACACUAACCUCAACCAAGCAUGUCCAAAAGACUGUUACCCAUUGCCAAACAUCAAUAAGCUGGUUGAGGUAGCUUCUGGAAACGAGAGAUUAAGCCUCUUGGAUGCAUAUUCUGACUACCACCAGGUUCCAAUGGCUCUUGAGGAUGAAGAAAAAACAUCGUUCUAUGCUAGUGAUGAAAUCUAUUGUUAUGUGAUGAUGCCCUUCGGCUUGAAGAACGUAGGUGCCACUUACCAGAAGAUGGUUACCAUCGUGUUCCGAGCUCAAAUAGGCCGGAAUCUGGAAGUUUAUAUUGAUGACAUAGUGGUGAAGAGUUUGAAAGCUGAAGAUCAUUUAAUUGACCUCGAGGAGACAUUCAACAAUCUCAGAAAGAACAGAAUGAGGUUGAACCUAGCAAAAUGCAUCUUCGGUGUGGAGUUUGGAAAAUUUCUAGGUUUCAUGGUGUCUAGAAGGGGAAUUGAGGUUAACCCUGAGAAGAUCAAUGCAAUGGCCGAGAUGGAACCAUUGAAGUCAAUAAAAGAUAUCAUGAGAUUGGCAGCCCAAAAGGAUGAAUCUGGUAAACAAAAGAAGUUCGAAUGGAAUUCAGAAUGCCAAGCUGCAUUUGACGAGCUGAAGUCUUAUCUUAGCUCACCCCCUUUGCUGACAAAAGCCAAUGAUGGAGAAAUCCUUUACUUGUACCUCAGCAUAUCAGAUGAAGCCAUCAGUUCUGUGCUAGUGAGGGAAGAGGGGAAGCAGCAGAAGCCAGUUUAUUACACCAGUAGUGUGUUACACGGAGCGAAAAUGAGAUACUCUAUUGCUGAGAAAGCAGCCUUAGCCGUUGUCACCUUGGCCAGGAAACUAAGACCAUAUUUCCAGUUGCACCCAAUCAUAAGGUCAACAAUCCGAGCUCAGGCUCUUGCUGAUUUUAUAGUAGAAUGCACCUCGGCUCACACUAAUUCUCAACCCGAGCUGGACAGUUGGAUUUUGUAUGUUGAUGGAGCAUCUAGUAGUAAGGGUUCAAGACUUGGUGCAAUCCUCCUCAGCCCCGAAGGGUACCGAAGUGAACACGCUUUGAAAUUCAAUUUUGAUGCCACUAACAACAUGGCUGAAUAUGAGGCUCUGCUACUUGGCUUACAAUUAGCCAUCGAACUGAAAGUUACAUUAAUACAAGUAUACAGUGAUUCACAGCUAGUAGUCAAUCAGGUCAACUCAGUCUGUGAAGUGGUUGAUCCUAUUAUGAUAAAGUAUGCAAUUCUGGUGGCCGAGCUGAAAUCUAAAUUCCAGAAAUUCCAUUUGAGCAAAAUACCUCGGGCUGAAAAUGAGCAAGCAGACUCCCUCUCCAAAUUUGUUUCUUAUGGCAACCAAAGCUCCAGAUCGAUCGUUGUUGAAAUUCUAGACGAGCCUAGCUUCUUAAAGCCAAAGAUAAUGGAGAUCAGCACAGAUCCUAGUACACCAAGCUAGACAGAUCCAAUUAUCUCAUUUUUACGAGAUGGCAUAGUGCCUACGGAUAAGCAAGAAGAAAUGAGGUUGAGGAAAAAAGCAUCUCGAUACACCCUUGUUAAUGAAGUCCUCUAUAAGAGAUCUUUCUCACUCCCUCUACUCUGCUGCUUGAACCUUUAUGAGGCUGAAUACGCACUUCGGGAGGUGCAUGAAGGUGUCUGUGGAAGUCACAUUGGCGCUUGAACUUUGGCUCAUAAAGUCCUUAGACAAGGAUAUUACUGGCCCAACAUGUAUAAAGAUGCUACCCAGUU